AUGAGAAUAACGGCGCUCCUCGCCAUCUUGGCACUACUACAUAAAGCCAAUGCACAACACAUCAUAUUGGACAUAACACGUCGUGUCUCAUCACAGCCUGGAUCCGCCUUCAGGCGAGCCCAGCGCCUGGCUAGGCGGCGAUCCGGGUCGGUCGAGACCUUCCUGCCGCAAGUGGACCAUGACCAAUACUUGAUCAACUUCACUCUCGGAACGCCGCCGCAGUCGAUGGCCGCCAUACUUGACACAGGUUCGACCGACCUCUUCAUCCCGUCCACAGCUCAUCCAAGAUGCCAGGCCGGCGAGUGCGUCGCCGGCGCUUUUGAUGCUGCCCGGUCCACGACUUAUAACCUGCUCAUCAAGGACGGCUUCAAAACACAGUUUGUUGAUCCUGCGGAUACGGAUAGCGGAGACUGGAUCGAUGAGACGCUUACGAUUGGGGGAUCCAAACCGGUCACCAAGUCUAUACUGGCAGUGUCAAAUACGGGCUUCGAUGCGGUCGGCGUCUUCGGCCUUGGCUACGCUCAAAAUGAAGCCAUUCCGAAUCCGAACGGCAACGGAACGUACCCGACCGUCUUGGAUAACAUGGUAUCACAAGGACUACUUGCUCGCCAAGCAUACUCACUACACCUUGACUCAGUCGAACAGAGCGGCGGGAGCAUUUGCUUCGGCUGCAUCGACGAGUCAAAGUUCACCGGCCGGCUUACGGCACUGCCGCUACAGCCAGGCACUUCGCCUAGGGUCCCCGAAUUCUACAUCACACUGUCAUCCAUAGUGUUGACCGACGCUGCGGGAAAGGAGACGGCGAUCACACCCAAUGGUUUCGCCCAGAGCGCGUUGCUUGACUCUGGGACCUCCAUCACCGGCCUCCCGAACGAUAUCUUCGAGUCAAUGGCCAGGGGACUUGGAGCCGUGGCGGUUGAUGUGAGCGACAAUCAAGAUGGCAGCGAGCUGAUAUAUACUGUGCCCUGCGAGCUCAAGGCCACCAACGCGACACUGACAUACACUUUCGGCGGCACCGACGCGAGCGCUUCCAGGAUUGUCGUGCCGCUCAGUCAGAUUAUUGGAAAUACAGGCCAGGACUUCAACGCAUCCGAAUUCGCCAGUCCCGAGGGCGGCUGUGAUAUGGGCAUGGAGGGCCCAAUAGGCGGUGUCGCGAUACUGGGUGAUACCUUUAUGCGCAGCGCAUACGUGGUAUUUGACCUACCUAACAAAGUGGUCGCCAUGGCUCAAGCAAAAGUAGGCAGCGACGUUUGUGUGGAUAGUCCAGAUGAGGGCGGAGCCAGAAUCAGGGUCAUUCCAGCAGGAGUAGGACUACCGGGUGUCAAUAUCACCGCCACAGCCCCUGGCAAGCAGAUCCCAGCUGCGCUCGCUGAUGCAAAGCCUAACGUACAGCCUGCCACGACGUGCCUGGAUGGCAGGAUACAGCCCGGGAUUCCUAUGUUCAACCUGCUUGGUGCGAACAACACUCUUUGA
Diaporthe amygdali is the source of this 1473-nucleotide messenger RNA. RefSeq lists its product as uncharacterized. The transcript has 2 exons. Gene Ontology annotation, biological process: proteolysis. NCBI's taxonomy places the organism in Eukaryota, Fungi, Ascomycota, Sordariomycetes, Diaporthales, Diaporthaceae. The record is from RefSeq and is a predicted model, not a curated record. Bases 1 to 1473 code for a protein of 490 amino acids. Gene Ontology annotation, molecular function: aspartic-type endopeptidase activity.